Molecule: messenger RNA, 617 nt
Organism: Camellia sinensis
Lineage: Eukaryota; Viridiplantae; Streptophyta; Magnoliopsida; Ericales; Theaceae
Source: RefSeq, a predicted model, not a curated record
AAAGAAGAAGUCAUUGCAGAACCGAGGUAACAACAAACGAACCCUACACCUUUUAAUAUAACUAAUGUUUUAUAUUUAAUAAAACUAACAUAUAAUUUACUACAAACAAACAGAUUCAAAUUCCAAGUUGAACUCAAAGAUAAUUCAAGUUCAAUAAUGGCAACAAUAUUCCAGGAUCAUGCAGAAAAGUUCUUUUCAAUUUCAUCUACUGACCUAAUGAAGCAUACAACACAGGAUGGAAAAGUUUCAAAUGAAGCCCUUUCAAAAUUGAAUGUGCCAAAAUAUCACAUUAUUCAACUAAAGCCUCGCCAAUAUCAGUUCCGUGGACAAGUAAUGCUUCAACAUGUCAUCACAUCAGUGAACAAUGAUGAUGCAGAACCCUCCAUCAUAACUCUUUCUUCAAAACCACAUCGACAAUCUGUCCAAAUAGAACCCAAGGCAAAGAAAGAACUAUUUCCAUCAACUGUUGGUACAAAUGUUGCUUCUGAUAUUUCAACUGCUGCUGUUGGUACAGAUUUUGCUUCUGAUAUUUCUGCUGCAACAAGUGUACCCUCUACAAAAUCUCUCUAGAAAGAACACUCUACACUAUAAUAUUUUUGUAAUAGGUUACUACAAUG